AUGAGUGUGAAUUCUGUUGUCGGUCCUGAAGUCUGCGACGAUCUAGCCCUCCAGCUCGGGGGAAAGGUGGGCUGUCAAGGUAUCGGCGGUGCCUACACAGCGGGCUUGGGAGAGAACUUCCUCCCUCAAAAUACAGCGCCGCAAGAUAUUCAAGCUGCCGUGGACGUGUUCAACGAAUGCAACACUAAAUGUCCCAACGCGAAGAUUGACGCUGGUGGGUAUAGAAGUGAGAGAUAA
This is a messenger RNA of Penicillium daleae, 237 nucleotides long. RefSeq lists its product as uncharacterized. The transcript is spliced from 2 exons. Gene Ontology annotation, cellular component: extracellular region. Gene Ontology annotation, molecular function: cutinase activity. The coding region runs from base 1 to 237 and encodes 78 amino acids. NCBI's taxonomy places the organism in Eukaryota, Fungi, Ascomycota, Eurotiomycetes, Eurotiales, Aspergillaceae. Gene Ontology annotation, biological process: carbohydrate catabolic process. The record is from RefSeq and is a predicted model, not a curated record.